Molecule: messenger RNA, 591 nt
Organism: Rhipicephalus microplus (southern cattle tick)
Lineage: Eukaryota; Metazoa; Arthropoda; Arachnida; Ixodida; Ixodidae
Biological process (GO): intracellular protein transport
Molecular function (GO): GTPase activity; GTP binding
Source: RefSeq, a predicted model, not a curated record
ACCGCGAGGAUGUUCGUUCUGGACUGGCUGGGCGACGUCCUGUCCCGGCUGGGCAUCUGGCAGAAGGGCGGCAAGAUCCUCUUCCUGGGCCUGGACAACGCGGGCAAGACGACGCUGCUGCACCGGCUGAGCGCCGACCGCAUGGCCCAGCACGUGCCCACGCUGCACCCGACUUCGCAGGAGCUGCGCGUGGGCAACGCCCGCUUCACCACGUUCGACCUGGGCGGACACUCGCAGGCGCGCCGCGUCUGGCGCGACUACUUCCCCGCAGUGGACGCCGUCGUGUUCCUGGUGGACGCGCACGACCGCGACCGGUUCGCCGAGUCGAGCGCCGAGCUGGAAGCCCUGCUGGCCGACGAGCAGCUCGCCGGCUGUCCCGUGCUCGUGCUGGCCAACAAGAUCGACAAGCCGGGAGCCGCGAGCGAGGACGAGGUGCUCGACGCGUUCCGCCUCAAGGGCCAGGUCACCGGCAAGGGCGUCGUGCCCCGGGACGAGCUCGGGGAAGUCAGGCCGCUCGAGACGUUCAUGUGCAGCGUGCUCCGGAGGCAGGGGUACGGCGACGGCUUCCGAUGGCUCGCGCAGUACAUCUGA